Anopheles funestus (African malaria mosquito) is the source of this 2854-nucleotide messenger RNA. Its product is annotated as 4-hydroxybutyrate coenzyme A transferase. Gene Ontology annotation, cellular component: mitochondrion. Gene Ontology annotation, molecular function: acetate CoA-transferase activity. Gene Ontology annotation, biological process: acetate metabolic process. The transcript is spliced from 4 exons. The record is from RefSeq and is a predicted model, not a curated record. Lineage: Eukaryota; Metazoa; Arthropoda; Insecta; Diptera; Culicidae. The coding region runs from base 191 to 1627 and encodes 478 amino acids.
CAACCAAAAGUGACACCACCGAUUGAAUGAAAACAAAUUAGUUCGCAUAACUCGACGCAAAAGCGGGAGCUCAGCGUGUCGGCAGUGCAAGUUUGUGUAAAAUUACGGUCAACCACACAAAAACCGGGCGGACAGUACUAAAGUGGAAGCAAAUAUUUCGCAAGUUUUCGAAUAACUGAAGUACAAAACCAUGUCUUCGUUCGCACUCCGCUUUGCACCACGGUUGUUGCUCACCGGCAAUUCCGCACCUCGUUUGGUGGCCGCGGCCACGCAGCGGAAUUCCUUCUUCACCUAUUCCAACCAAAUUUCGCAGCCGCUCGAGCGCGAACCGAAGUACACGACGGCGGAAGAAGCGGUCAAAGUCAUCAAAUCAGGUGACAUUGUGUUCGCGCAGGGUGCAGCGGCUACUCCGGUUCACCUGCUCGAUGCGAUGACCAAGCAUGGCAUGGAGAACAACCUGCGAGACAUCACGGUGACGCACAUGCACACCGAAGGGCCUGCUUCCUACUGCAAACCCGAAUGCAAGGAUGUGUUCCGCUCGAAGUCACUGUUCAUGGGAGGGAAUGUGCGUGCGGCCGUUGCCGAUGGACGUGGUGAUGCUGUACCGAUCUUCCUGCACGAAAUUCCUCUACUGUUCCGACGCAAGCUAAUCCAACCGGACGUAGCGAUCGUGUCCGUGUCGCCACCGGAUAACCAUGGUUAUUGUACGCUAGGCACCAGCGUGGACUGUGUGCGAGCGGCACUGGAAAAUUCUAAAGUGAUCAUCGCCCAAAUCAACAAGCAGAUGCCGCGCACAUUCGGCGACUCUAUUAUCCACCAGUCGCAUUUUGACUACGCGGUCAAUGUGGACAUUCCACUGCCGGAGCAUGGUGGACACGCGAUGUCGGAUGUAGAAACCAAGAUCGGCAAACUGAUCGCGGAAAAUCUAGUCGAGGAUGGUGCGACGUUGCAGAUGGGUAUCGGAAACAUUCCGGAUGCGGUCUUGAACGCACUGCACAAUCACAAGGAUCUGGGCAUUCACUCGGAGAUGUUUGCGGGCGGUGUGGUCGAUCUGGUGCGCAAGGGCUGUGUGACGAAUGAUAAGAAAAAUUUCCAUCGGGGCCGUAUUGUCGGUUCGUUCCUAAUCGGCACCAAGAAGUUGUAUGACUUUGUCGACAAUAAUCCAUUUAUUGAAAUGUUGGAAAUCAACUACGUCAACAAUGUGAGCAUAAUUGCGCGAAACCCCAAGAUGACGGCCAUCAACUCAGCCAUCGAGGUAGACCUCACCGGACAGGUGUGUGCCGAUUCAAUCGGUACGCGCAUGUACUCCGGCUUUGGUGGCCAGGUCGACUUUAUCCGCGGUGCUGCCGAAGGUUUCGAUGGCAAGGGUAAACCAAUCAUUGCGCUACCUUCCGUCACAAAUAAGGGUCAGAGUAAAAUUUCUCCAAUUCUUAAGCCUGGUGCUGGUGUGGUAACGUCUCGAGCCCAUGUCCACUAUGUUGUCACGGAGUAUGGUAUUGCCAAUCUGUUCGGUCGCAGCUUGCGCCAGCGUGCCUACGCACUCAUCCAGAUCGCACAUCCCGAUCACCGCGAAGCCCUCGAAAAGGCUGCCUUCGAGCGUUUGAAAACGAUGCCGACACCGAACUAAGCUGUUGCCGUCGUCGUGUUUACAUGCGUUCAAUCAAAUAGACGACAGGCAGAACUUUCGAAAAUAGGAGAAAAUUCAAACACACAACAAAAUACGAUGGACAAUUCGAAAUUGGCACGUUCAUCUUGGCAAUGCACGAUCAUUCACAAGCAAUGAAAUUACACUCAACCUCCGUCAUUUCCGAUCGACCUAAUUGGACGUGUUCAAGGGAAUGUACAACGUGCACACAUACACACACAUACACACACACACAAGCACAGUUAGAGAUUAUCACGUUCCAAGCGUAAACAAGCAAGAGAUCCUUUACACCGGAGAAUGGGAUCGAAUUCGGCCAUUCAUGAUCGUUAUGAAAUUUUUUUUUAAUGUGUUUGUUUUUGUUUUGUAAUAUUUUUUACCCUUAAACGCUUUCACGCGAUGUAUUUUUUUUGGCCAACAAAGUUAAGAACUUUGUGCAAUGGCAAACUCCGAAAAAGAAGAGAGAUAAAACGCCCAUUCGCAACGCUAAGCAAAAUUACCAAAUAAAGCAAUUUAAUUUUAGUAAAUUAACGUCGAAAGCAACCUUAAUUGGCAAAGGUGAAGCGGGUGUGCCGGUGGUGGACGAAGCGUUCCGUUUUGUGGUAGCAAUUGUUUCACUCACCGCAAUGCCUGGAAUGUAACACGAAAUGCAAAAAACUGCCACACACAGAAACAAGAGAGGUUCGAGCGCAAAAAAAACAAAUUCUUGUAUGAUCGUUCCGAGGCUGGGCAUAAUAGAGCGCUAUAGCUAUAGCCGGCAUAAAAAUUUGCUUUUAAAAUCCUUGUCGAAUUGCAUUGUUACGCGCUAAGGAUAGGGAGCAAUAGCAGCAUAACUAUGUAGAGCAGUACGCGCUAACAGUGUUCCAGUUUUUUGGGUAGUUUCACUUAUUCCAGAUGUUUACUAAAUAGAGAAAGAGCGCCUAGCAGCAGUAGUGGUUAAAAACAGUAACAAACAAAAUAGUACUAACAUCAAACGAACUAUCUCACACAAUGAUGCACCUCGAGUGCAUUGCCUGCAUUGACGAAGAGAAUUGGAUGUUAAGACCGCUCCUCUUUUUUACAAAACGUGCCAGCGGGAACCACAAUCACACAGCAAUUUAUCAUCUCUAGAGCAGCGUAAUAGGAAACCGUGAUCAAAUUACAAAAAACGCGAGUUAAUCGAAACCUCAAAAUCAGCUUUGAAAAUAAAGUUAUCCUAGUAAAUACAGAAAA